This is a messenger RNA of Fundulus heteroclitus (mummichog), 2273 nucleotides long. Its product is annotated as alpha-N-acetylgalactosaminide alpha-2,6-sialyltransferase 1-like. Gene Ontology annotation, molecular function: sialyltransferase activity. NCBI's taxonomy places the organism in Eukaryota, Metazoa, Chordata, Actinopteri, Cyprinodontiformes, Fundulidae. The record is from RefSeq and is a predicted model, not a curated record. The transcript has 9 exons. Bases 127 to 1380 code for a protein of 417 amino acids.
UUGCAAUACUUGUCUGACUUACUUGAAAUGUGGUAUUUGAGCCUUCUUCCAGUCACAAUGUGCUGUAGGUUGGGACAUUUCUAUCUGUGUUUAACCGUUUACCAGCUAAAUCUGUCCUUCUGAGGGAUGGCAAGACGAAUAUUCACGAUUUUAUCAUUGGUGCUGGUGAUAUCAGUCAGCAUUAGUCUUUUUAUUAUGUUCCUGGAAGAUUCAACAAGAGAGAAGUACCUGACAGCCUCUUCAGGGAACCACAGAGCAACAGCACAAGACCGCUUGUUUGAAUCUGAUAAACCAUCUGGGUUCAAAAGAGAGUUGCUGCGACCUGAUCCACCGCGUACGCCUCAUCCAGAGACUCCCAUCCCCGUCAUAAAGAAAAGUUCCUUCAAUAAAUCUCCUCAGUGGAAUUUUGAGGAUAUUUAUAACCUGGAUGCUCUACGUGGAUCCAGAUUAUGUGUCCAGUCUCUGCGUAACUCUAAGGAUAAGACCUUCCAGAAGGCUUUCCUUCCCAACGUACGCAUGUUUCUACACAAAGAAAACUUCAACACAAGAGAGUGGAACCGGCUUUCGCAUUUUAACAAUCCCUUCGGAUUUAUGGAAAUGGAUUAUAACGAUGUAAUGCCUGUGGUGAAGCUGAUCCCAAAGCCAAAAGAGCCGCUGCUCGACCCAAAACCAGGCGGGGAUGGCUGCGUGCGCUGCGCCGUGGUGGGAACUGCAGGCAUCCUGAACGGCUCCAAAAUGGGAGCUGAGAUUGAUGCACAUGACUACGUCUUUCGGAUGAAUGGUGCAGUGAUCAAGGGCUAUGAGGAAGACGUUGGGACCCGAACAUCGGUGUACGUUCACACAGCUCACUCAAUCACCGCAUCGCUGAUUUUAUUCAAGAAAUACGGGUACAAAUCUGCCCCACAUGAUGAGGGUAUAAUAUACGUCCUGAUUCCUGAGGGGUUGAGGGACUUCCAGUGGCUCAACUCUGUUAUUAAAGGAGAGAAAGUGUCUUCUGGUCAAUACAAAAACAGAACGGCCAGGAAUUACUAUUCGGGACAAUACAACGAGAGCCGCUUCUACGUUCUGCACCAGGACUUCCUGCGAUAUGUGAGAAACAGAUUUUUGAAAUCACCUAAUCUGAAUAAAAGAUUCUGGCCAAUUGUCCGACCAACCAAUGGAGCGUUUACUUUGUUUCUGGCUCUGCAUGCCUGUGACACAGUCAGCGCUUAUGGAUUCAUAACAGACGACUACAAAAAAUAUUCCAACUACUAUGCUGAAAAGCACCUCAAGUCCAGAGUCAUUUUCUUUGCCAACCACGACCUCGUUCAGGAAAAGAAUCUAUGGAAAUACCUCCACGAUAAAAAUAUACUAAAACUGUAUCAAAGAAGUGUGUCCUGACAGGAAAAAGGGAAAACAGCCACUACAUGCAAAUAAUGACGGUUUACACAAGAAUCACAUCCAGAAUGAAGGAAAAACACUUUCAUCCUGAAACAAAAAAAGCUAUUUUUUUUACUCAGUUUGCAUGGAUUUGUUUCUUUAAAAAAAAAAUUAGUCAUCUGCUAUUUUAUCAAAGCUAUACCUACAUAAAUAAACAUUCAAGACUGUUCAUUUUUGAAGAGGAUAUUCUGAAUUGAACUUUAACUGAAUAUUUUAUUUUACCAUGAGAUAUUCCGUUGUCUUUUGUGUCUUUGUGCUCAGAAGACUGGCUGCUAUGCGUUCAUGAUUGCCUCUUUGGGAAUUUCACUAGCUGAGUAAAAUUUACUGAGCAAUUAUCCAGACAUGGACCGGUGUGUGAAGCAAAGUUACAGCAAUGUUAAACUGCAGGAUGAUGAAUAAAUGAGGAAUAAAAUGCAUGCUGUUACGAACAUAUUUAGCAGAGAACUGACGAAAAACGUAUAAUGCCUCACCUUCUUUUAGGACUAAAAAUCAUUCAAAUAAUAAAAAAAAAAGACUAUGAGAUGUUUAGCAAAUUCACUAGUUGACACUCUCAGUGAUUAAGAAAUGUCAAGAUGGGAGUGUAUUAGGCUAAGGAUGACCUCCUCUCUGUAGUGUUGUAAAUAUUUGAGUUGUUUUUGAAGUUUAUUGUAUCUUGUAUGAAAUUUAAAAUGUCCCAUUGUGUCCCAAGUGUAAGAGAUGACAAAUGGUCGCUCUGUGUGCAUUACAGGUGUGUGGAGCAGCUGAUGGAUGCUCCUACGGCUAAACUCUUUGUCUGUUAGUCCAGCGGUGUCCAAACCUUUUAUCGUGUGGGCCAACAUUGUAAACUGGAAAUAAAAAUACAAAAUCCAAUGUCA